This is a messenger RNA of Choloepus didactylus (southern two-toed sloth), 1747 nucleotides long. RefSeq names its product mitochondrial ribosomal protein L47 (gene MRPL47). The record is from RefSeq and is a predicted model, not a curated record. The transcript is spliced from 7 exons. Gene Ontology annotation, cellular component: mitochondrial large ribosomal subunit; mitochondrial ribosome. NCBI's taxonomy places the organism in Eukaryota, Metazoa, Chordata, Mammalia, Pilosa, Megalonychidae. The coding region runs from base 38 to 796 and encodes 252 amino acids. Gene Ontology annotation, molecular function: structural constituent of ribosome. Gene Ontology annotation, biological process: mitochondrial translation.
GCUGGCAGAAACGCAAUUUGCUUAAUUAUGCGAAAAAAUGGCGGUGCCUCGUUUGGCUGUAGUUUGCCGAGUGGUCUCAGAAACCCUGAAGGCUUCCAGAGCGUUAUUAACUUCUCAGACCCCUGUUAGUCCAGGUUUCAGGUUUGUUCUUAGUUUGUUGCCUAAGGAUACACCAAAUGCCACAUCUUUUCACCAGUGUAGAUUACUUCAUACCACGUUGUCAAGGAAAGGACUAGAAGAAUUUUUUGAUGACCCAAAGAAUUGGGGGGAAGAAAAAGUGAAAUCUGGUGCUUCUUGGACCUGUCAGCAAUUAAGGAACAAAAGUAAUGAAGAUUUACAUAAACUCUGGUAUGUCCUGUUGAAAGAAAGAAACAUGCUCCUAACUCUGGAGCAGGAGGCCAAGAGGCAGAGAUGGCCAAUGCCGAGUCCAGAGCGGUUAGAAAAGGUGAUAGAUUCCAUGGAUGCAUUAGAUAAGGUUGUCCAGGAAAGAGAAGAUGCCCUAAGGCUUCUUCAGACUGGUCAAGAAAAAGCCAGACCUGGUGCUUGGAGAAGAGACAUCUUUGGAAGAAUCAUCUGGCACAAAUUCAAGCAAUGGCCUAUACCUUGGCACCUAAAUAAAAGAUACAAUAGGAAACGAUUCUUUGCAAUGCCUUAUGUAGACCAUUUUGUCAGAUUGAGACUUGAGAAACAAGCCCGCAUCGAAGCAAGAAAGAAAAAUUUAAAGAAAAAGAAAGAAAAAUUUCUUCAGGAAAAAUUUCCACAUCUUUCUGAAGUCCAGAAGUCAAGUCUUGUCUAAUAUCUGAACUCUUUUCUUACCAUUUUUUUCUUCAAUAAGUCUGUAUUUGAAAGUAAAUACAUUAUGUGGUUUAUUAAAGAAAUUGGAUUAUCAGUCAAAUAACUAUUAUAAAUUAUUGUAAAUGUGAAUAUAGCAUAAUUCUGGAACUGAUCAUUAAUUUUAAAAAAUCAAGUAUAACAUUCAGAUUAAAUUCCUAUUUUAUAAAUUCUUAUUUCUAAGCAGUUUUACUAUCACCUGCUAUCUGUAAAUAUCAAAGUGAUGUCAACUGCCAUGGAAACACAUUAAGGUGAUUUUUGGAAUUCGUGUUACAUUUUUAUUACUACUAUUGUAGUGGGAUAUGAAGAGGAUGUGGGUACUACUCUUAGUGUAAGCAGUGAGUACUUUAAUUCAAAAUAAUGAUAAAUACAUUGAGCAUCUGCAAGUAGUGAGUAACAACGCAUGACAGUCCAAAAAUAUUUCUGGAAUGGCAAUUUUUAUUUAAUUUUACAAGCCUGAGGUAAAAAGCAUAGGCAGUAAGUUUUACUAGUCCAUAAAAAGCAAUUCUACCAAUCCACUGGUAAUUAAUAUAAUAAACAGAGUUGGAAAGCAUUUUACUGAAAGCAAAAUAUUUUAGAGAAAAUAGAUAUUUAUACAAAAUUAUAAAAUGCUUAUAAUAAGAAUAAGUGCAUUUCAAAGAAAGCACAAACUCAUUUUAAUUUAUAGAGCCAGUUAAAGCCUUAAAAAAUUUAAGUGGAAAUUGAAAUAUGCAAAAAUGUAUAAACAUUCUACAAAAGAUGGUCAUUCUUUUCCUGAGUUUACUAAAGCUAUGAAACAUAAGGUGACAUAGGAAGGUAGCGGUCUGGGAAUUCUUUUCAAGGGCAUUUCCUUUCUACACACUGCUUCCCUCCUUCUUCAUAUUCUUGUUUGGAAAUCCACAUCUGCUGAAAUGUACCCUAUAAAAAAAGAAAUUAU